Messenger RNA from Diorhabda sublineata, 6407 nucleotides. RefSeq names its product myotubularin-related protein 13 (gene Sbf). The record is from RefSeq and is a predicted model, not a curated record. The transcript is spliced from 24 exons. NCBI's taxonomy places the organism in Eukaryota, Metazoa, Arthropoda, Insecta, Coleoptera, Chrysomelidae. Bases 257 to 6328 code for a protein of 2023 amino acids.
UAACGUAUAGUGGUGUUCAAAGUGUUUAAAGUUGGUGCAAACAAUAUUUUCUACUUCGUGCUCGUAAGUUAAAGAUACUGAUUUUUGACUUAACGGGCGUGGUCAGUCGUCACUAAGAAAUGUCAAAUGUAGUUAGUGAGGUUAUGUUUAUAAUGUCUAAAGUAAAUGUACCUUUUGUUGUAAUGUAAGGGAAGAUUUUGAAUAAAUAUAAAAUGAUUUCGAGGAGAAGAAUAUUCAAAGAAAAUCUAUAACUGAAAUGUCACGAUUGGCUGAUUAUUUUGUUGUAGUUGGAUAUGACCACGAAAAAGAAAGAAGUGGGAUCAGUAAUGGAAGAAUCUUACAACGAUUCCCAGAGAAAGAUUGGCCAGAUACCCCUUUUAUUGAAGGAAUAGAAUGGUUUUGCCAGCCUCAAGGAUGGACACUUUCGUCAGAAAAACAAGAGCCCAAAUUCUUUGUAUCUGUACUUACAGAUAUAGACGCAAACAGGCAUUACUGUGCUUGUUUAUGUUUUAAUGAAACAGUAUCUAUCACACCUAGCAAGCCAGUAGAUGAGGAGGAAGAUGCAAUGGAAGGGGAAACUCCAUUAGUUAGACCAAUACCAAUAAUCUCUCAUCACAGCAUAAUGUAUGCUCCAAAAUGUUUAGUGCUUGUAUCCAGACUGGAUUAUGUAGAAACAUUUAGGAAUUGUCUGGGGAUAAUCUACUCAGUGUACAUAGAAAAUAUGCCAGUGCCACUUGAAACCUUAGUAGGAAAUAUAUUAGGUUGUAUCCAAGUUCCACCUCCUGGUGGGCCCCAAGUUAGAUUCAGUAUAGGUGCAGGAGAUCGUCAGGCAUUGCAACCUCCGUUAUCACAAUCUCUUCCAGUUACUCAUUCUUCUGUAAGUUUAUUGUUCCACGAGUUAGGUAUCAGAAAUGUAUUGCAAUUGUUUUGUGCAAUUAUGACGGAACAUAAAAUACUUUUCCAUUCAAAAAGUUACAAUAGACUUACAGAAGCUUGUAGGGCCCUUACAGCACUAAUGUAUCCAUUUCGUUAUACACAUGUUUACAUCCCAUUAUUACCGGCUCCAUUAGUAGAAGUUUUGUCAACCCCAACUCCAUUUAUUAUGGGAGUUCAUUCAUCAUUGAAGUCAGAAGUAGCAGAAUUGAUGGACGUAAUAAUAGCUGAUCUGGAUGGAGGAUCAAUUACAAUUCCAGAUGGAAUAUCUCUUCCACUUCUACCAGAACCUCUACUAAGCUCAACACAAGAAGCACUCAGCCUCUUACUACAGCCUGAACUUAACUUUGCAGAUCACGCGUUUCCACCAUUGUCAGUGCGCGCUCCUCAAUGUAUUAUGUUAGAUAAAGAAAUUCGUGCUGUUUUUAUGAGGACGUUUGCUCAAUUGCUGCAAGGUUAUAGAAGUUGUCUUACUAUUAUUCGAAUACAUCCAAAACCAGUGAUAACUUUCCAUAAAGCUGCUUAUUUAGGGGAACGCAAUUUAAAAGACUGUGAUUUUACUACUAGAGUUUUGGAUUCUAUGUUUUUUACUAGUUUUGUGUCGGAAAGGGGACCGCCUUGGAGGCCAUGUGAUAUAUGGGAUGAAUUGUAUAGUAACAUUAGUGAAUUAUUAAAGACUGAAGCACAAGAUACUCAUUUAGUUCUCACUCAUAUUCAAGAACUUGCUACUCAACUAUACACUAAUGAAAUUCCCAGCCCUCAAUCGUAUGCACAAAAAAUUUUAGUUCCUCCCGAAGGAGCAUUUGCAAGAAUUCAUCAGCCACCAUAUCCUGCCAUAAAUGGAGAAAAAGUACAAGCUAUUAUUGAUGAAGGUCUUUCAAAGAAUAAUUUAAAAUCAAGAUUAUCAUCUUUGAGACCAGUACAGCCCAGAAUUGUACCUAUGGGACCAAGCAUAUCAAACUUAAGUGAUAACAAGCAUAUAGUUAGUAAUUCAGCAAGAAGGUUAGAGGUUCUGAAAAAUUGUAUUAAUUGUAUUUUUGAAAAUAAAAUUUCGGACGCAAGAAAAAGCUUUCCAGCAGUACUACGGGCUCUACAAUCAAAACAAGCUCGAUUAGCUUUCUGUGAAGAACUUUCACAUCAUGUAAGUGGUACUAAAGCAAUGUUGGAACACCAACAAUUUGACUUAGUAAUUCGAUUAAUGAACUGCGCUUUACAAGAUGAUUCCCCAAUGGAUGAACAUGGUGUAGCCGCCACACUUUUACCACUUGCCACAAUAUUCUGUAGGAAAUUAUGCACUGGAAUUAUCCAGUUUGCAUAUACUUGCAUUCAAGAACACAGUGUUUGGAAUAACCAACAGUUUUGGGAAGCUGCAUUUUAUCAAGAUGUUCAAAAGGAUAUUAAGGCAUUGUAUAUGUCGAGAACAGAUAAUUCUCCACCUCGUUUAGAUAAUGAACUACUGAGUCCUGCUUCACCUAAAGAUUCUAAAGAUUAUUUGUGGCACCGACGAUCGACUUUUAUUCCAGUUCAAGAAGCAACUACUUUGGAAAUAGCAGCUGAACAAAUGAGAAUUUGGCCGUCAAUUAAUAACGAUAAACAGAAGGAGUUAAUUGUAUGUGAAGAGAAUACCAUAUAUAGUCAAGCAAUACAUUAUGCCAACAGAAUGGUUUACUUAUUGAUCCCUCUAGAUAUGGGACAUAAAAUUAGUAAGCAUGAUUUAUUUGACGAUGAAAGAAUAAGCAACAGUAUUGCAAAUAGUUUUGCUGAAAGCGACAGUAUAGAUGCUGAAUCAGGUUUUGAAGAUCAAGAUCCAGGAGAAUCUGGUAAUAUGGUUAUAAAGAUGGUGUCUCGUUUCAUAGAUAAAGUAUGCAAUGAAGGAGGAGUUACAAGAGAACACAUUCGCAAUUUGCACCAAAUGAUACCUGGUGUAGUUCAUAUGCAUAUUGAAACUUUGGAAGCAGUUCAUAGGGAAUCAAAACGGUUGCCCCCUAUACAAAAACCAAAAAUUUUAACACCCAAUAUGUUAGUUGGAGAGGAAAUGAUUAUGGAAGGUUUAAGAGUGUAUCUCCUUCCUGAUGGCAGAGAAGAAGGUAGCUCAGGCUUACUUGGGGGCCCACCACUUUUACCAGCCGAAGGGGCCAUAUUUCUUACUAAUUACCGCAUCAUUUUUAAAGGCAUACCUUGUGAUUCGUUUGCGUGUGAACACGUGGUGGUGCGUUCAUUUCCGGUAGCUUCCUUAACAAAAGAGAAAAAAGUAGCAGUUCAAUAUUUGGCGCAUCUUGAUCAGUGGCUUCAAGAAGGAUUACAAUUACGGUCUUGCACAUUUCAAUUGAUGAAAUUUGCUUUUGAUGAAGAAGUAACGGCUGAGAAUGUGGAUACUCUCAGAAAACUCAUUCAUAAAAUAAGACACCCACCAGAUGUUUUUCAUCAUUUUGCUUUUACUGGACAAGUAGUGGUCACCCAAACGCCACUACAUAAAAAUAAGGAGAAAAAUGCCACACUAAAAGGAUUUGCGAAAAAAACUCUUCUUAAAACUGCUCGAAAAGCUGGAUUUAAACAAAAAUCUUCGUCAAAACGACAAAAGUAUGUCCUCCCAAAUCUUAAUAUCAGUAACGGUAAUAAAUACAUGACAUCACCUGGUCGAAUGAGCCUUCCUCUUACUGAUGAUUAUAGCAUAGAUGAUAAUGUAUCCAUGGAUCUUUUUGAAACGGGACAACCAACAUCAACUCCUACUGACGCUAAAACAUUAGAACGACUCCAAGAACGCAGUUAUGUUAGAGAUUGGCAGAGGCUAGGAAUAUAUAAUAAUAGUGGAUCGCCUACCUCUAAAGCUUCUGCAGAACAAUUUAGAUUAACCUCUGUUAAUUUCAUGUACAUGAUGUGUAGAAGUUAUCCAGCGUUAUUGGUGGUACCUGCAUCUGUUACAGAUGAAAGUAUAAGAAAGUUUUGUCGUUGCUAUCGACAAAAUCGCAUACCUUGUAUCACUUGGCGUCACCCAAGAACAAGAGCAUUACUCUUAAGAGGUGCUGGUCAUCACGGUAAAAGUGUAAUGGGCAUGCUUAAAAGUCACCCAGCGCCUGCAGCUUCGACAGAAACAACUUCAUCCACAGAGCAAGAGAAGUACUUGUUAGCUGUUGUUGCAGCCACUCCUGUUUAUUCACAUAGAUCCACAUGGGGCAUGUCAGACAGUUCAUUAAGUAUUGAUUCACUUCUUUUAGCUGCUGAAGAUCCGUUAACAUGUACAACGUUGACACCUGAAGUUGCUAGAAGAACAAACGCUUUCAAUAAGGCUAUUGGGACACUAGGUGCUUUUCCCCGUUCAUCUGGUGGUAAGGGUCCUAAAAAUUUUGGUAGAUGGGGCUCACUUAAGGACCGCCGUCAGUCGUCACAAGCUUCUUUGGCUGCUGGACAGACAAGUAAAGUUAAUAUACGUCAUAGCAAUGAAGUUGAAUCAGGUGUGGAUGGUGUUCAUACUUUGCAAAAAGCAGCACUUUAUAUAUUAGGCGAAAAAGCUCAGAUGAAAGGUAUCAAAAUGGAUUCGGCACCAAAAGCAGAAUUUAUUCCUGUAGAAUAUUAUGAUAUCAGACAUACUAGAGCAGCUUUCAAAAAAAUAAUGAGGGCAUGUUUACCAAGUUCGCCAAAUGCGGAGCCGGAACACAGUUUUUGUAGGUUAAUUGAAAAUGCUGAAUGGUUGCAACAGAUACAAAAUAUCAUGCAACUUUCUGGUGCAGUAGUAGAUCUUCUAGAUCUUCAAGGUUCUUCUGUGGCAAUAUGUCUUGAAGAAGGAUGUGAUAUAACAGCACAAGUAUCUUCAAUAGCACAACUAUGUUUAGAUCCUCAAUAUCGCACAAUGGAAGGUUUUAGAGUUCUAGUUGAAAAGGAGUGGAUAGCUUUUGGGCAUAGAUUUAGCCAUAGAAGUAACCUCAAUGCCAAUUCGCAAGCAGGUGGAUUUGCACCAACUUUCUUACAAUUUCUCGAUGUUGUUCAUCAGAUCCAGAAGCAGUAUCCAUUAGCAUUUGAAUUCAGUGAUUACUAUUUAAAAUUUCUCGCCUAUCAUUCUGUAUCUUGCAGAUUUAGAACGUUUCUUUUUGAUUGUGAGUUAGAGAGGGUAGAAAGUGGGGUAGCUGCUGUUGAAGAUAAGCGUGGUUCAUUGACUUCCCAUCAUAAAAGUGUCGAUGCUGCAUCUGAUGACGAAAAUAUAUAUCCCGGUGGUCGAACUGCUUCAACCACUCAAGGACAUAAUUUGGGUCAAAGUGUUUUUGAUUACAUUGACAAACAACAUGCUAGAAAUCCCAUGUUUUUUAAUUUCUUAUACACACCAGAUCUUGAACAGCCAGUAUUGAGACCUCAAUCACAUUUACCAUGUUUAGAAAUUUGGAAUUAUUAUUUGAAUGAAGAUUUGAGGUAUGGACCAAGCUAUGAUCCCGAAAUAAUUCAGAUGGAUACACAGCAAGAAGAGGAGGCUGAAGCUGCAGAUGGAAUUUCACAAUCUAGAAAAAUAAUGUCUUUAGGAUAUGAUAAUGUGCAGAAAUCAGUUCCAGAUGCUUUUAGUCACUUUUUAGAAGAAAUUCAUAAACUUGAAUCUGACUUAGGUCACUUGCCACAAAAAUGGAAAGUAUUAUGGGAUAAGCUUGAGAUACCAUUAACAGAUUCUCUUACACGACAUGCUUCCUUUAGCACAGCUUUGGUCAGAUCUCAUGGUCGUUUGGUUCAUAAGCGUUCAACACUGGAGAUAUUAAUGAGAGGUAAGAUGGUUGGAGCUGCAGAAUCAUCACUUAUAUACUCCCAUCCGCACAGAUUCGAACGUUACAACUGCACUACACCCACUUAUUGUGAUCUUUGUUCCAAUUUAUUAUGGGGCCCUGUUAAGACUGGUAUGAGAUGCAUUGAUUGCGGUUAUAGUUGCCAUGAAAAAUGUAUGGAAAGUGUCCCUAAAAAUUGUACUAAAUAUAAAUCUGUCACGGACAGUACGACAUCUCACAAUCAAGGCAAUACUGGCGACAGUGCUUCCGUAAGUUCUGGAAGUGCAAGACAGACAUCUAGUCAACAAUACUAUGAUCAAUUCUCAUCAAAUGUGGCCGAAGACAGGACACACGAAGGCUAUCUUUAUAAAAGAGGUGCUUUACUCAAAGGUUGGAAACAACGUUGGUUUGUUCUUGAUUCAAUCAAACAUCAAUUAAGAUAUUAUGAUGCCAUGGAAGAUUCUCACUGCAAAGGUUAUAUAGAUUUGGCUGAAGUGAUAUCGGUAAACCCGGCCCCUCCAGCACCUGGCACUCCAAAAAAGACAGAUGACAAAUCUUUCUUUGAUCUGCGUACUAGUCGAAGGACAUACAAUUUUUGUGCCACAGACGCUUCAUCCGCUCAAGAAUGGAUUGAAAAGCUCCAAGCUUGUCUAUAAAUAGAAUAUUCCAAUGUUAAAAAUUUACGAAUUGUUUUACAAAUAACUUUAAGUUAAUAAAAUUUGUUAUAUAUUGGUA